This is a messenger RNA of Acanthoscelides obtectus, 1880 nucleotides long. The record is from the annotation of a GenBank genome assembly. Lineage: Eukaryota; Metazoa; Arthropoda; Insecta; Coleoptera; Chrysomelidae.
GAAAAGUCAAUCCGCUGGUUAGAGUCCUUCAACCACUACAGUAUUUUUUAGACGUUUCGUGAGUGCGGCCAUCAAAAUGGCUAAGGGCAAAGGGAAAAAGGGAGGAGGUAAGAAGAAAAAAGUGGAAGUUAAUCCUGAUGCAUUGACUGAGGUGGAUAAGACUUUUUACGAAUUGACUAUCACCGACUUGAACAGGAAAUUGGCCAGAUUGAGGUCACUGACACAGGAACUUGAACAGAAAAAUGAAGAACUGAAAACCGAAAACUCAAAAAUGGACGAAGACAGGAACGACAUCAUAAUUUAUCUCAAAAGAGUGCUGCAGGAAAAAACAGAUGAAAUCGCAGAGCUAGAGGAAAGGAUUGUGGCUCUACAGGAAACUAGACAAGCAGAAAUAGCAAAAUAUGAAGAAAAAAUUGAAGAAAUGGGAGCUGAAUAUAAAACUAUGCACGAGCAGUUGACUUCUGAAAACAAGUUGCUUGAGGGAAAACUGAACUCACUGGAGGAGUUUCGCCAACAACGCGACGAACUAAUGAAAAAGUUCGAAAACCAAGAAGAAGAAAUGGAGAAGCAAGAAAAACGCCAUAAACGCGAGCUUUACGAGAUUGAGCGCAAAUUCAUCCUGAGCAAAGACCAGUUGAAAAGGGACAUGGAGAAUAAGCUGAUGCAACUUUCCACGGAGUUUCACGAUGCUACUGAACUUCGCAUCGCCGCGACCACGCACAGGGUCAUAAGGGAGAAUAUAGCUGUAAAUAAUGAACUAGAUUUGCUAUUGCUGAACCAACAAAGAUUGUUCAAUGAGAAUGUUACCAUUAAGAAAAGGGACGCUACUUUGAGACAGGAAGCUGAGCUGCAUGAAAGUGAGAAGAAGAAAGCAUUGGGCAAGGUAAAAGUUCAACUUAGGCUGAUAAACAAGCUGAUAGAGGACCAGUCUUUCUUGAAAAAUCAGAUACAACAACUGAAACGGUAUGAGGCGGAGGUUCGAGAAGUCCAUAGUGAUAAGAAGAAACUAGACCUAAUAAUCCAGAACCUCCGACAUAAUAAAAGAAUCCUGGAGCAGAAUUUACAUAACGUGAGGUGUAACAGGACCUCGAUCGAAACGGACUACCUGUACUGUAAGGAGGAGAAUGACAGGUUGAAUGGUAUACUUCAAGAAGCUGUUAGUGCCAUCAAAAAUGCAUUGGCAAUCAGUUCAGAGGGCGACGAAUCACUGGUGGCUUACCAUCGCGAAAACUUUCUCAAUUCACUUUUCACCUUGCUAAGCAAGGCUAAGGAAGAAAAAAUCAGAAGACCAUCUAUGGAGACCGUGGACUCUAUUGAAGCAACGUAUGCACGUGGCGAUCUUGGAUUUGUACCUAAACCGGUAGAGUUGAGAACCUCUGUCAAGACGUACAGACAUAUGGAUGCACAAACUGGGGCUAGCUUCCAGGAAUAUCUCAAUACUGGCAAGGUGUCCACCUAUAAAGCCCAAUACAGCCUGUCAGACUCCGUAGAAGGCUCCAAAGAGUCAAUCCACAGUGACGAGUGCGUGGAAGAAGAACAGCGUUCAAGUUGCCUGUUUUUCGAUGAGACCGAAAUGGAGGAAACCGGAAGCAGCGAUGAAUUUGACAUUUUCGAUUAUGAUGAAGGGGAAGGAGCUGAGGGAGCAACUGAGGGAGCAGCAACAGAGGGAGAAGAAGGGGAAGGAAAGAAGAAGAAAAGGAGAAAGUCCAAGCCAUCGACGGCACCGACAGGUGAAGGUCAAGCUUCAGAGCGACCUUCAGAUGUAACUGUACCACCAGUGGCACUCACUCAAGCUGAAAAGCCGCAGGAGUGAGGUAGAUGAUGUUUUAGAUACCAACGCGCAAUUAGUAAAUACAUUUUUGCUUCUGUGUGUGCCUGAA